Notodromas monacha is the source of this 3759-nucleotide messenger RNA. The record is from the annotation of a GenBank genome assembly. NCBI's taxonomy places the organism in Eukaryota, Metazoa, Arthropoda, Ostracoda, Podocopida, Cyprididae.
CUGAAAUUAGUGUACAAUACUGUAUACAGUAAUCAAAAUGACCAUGUUGAAGCAGUAGACAUAGAUGCUCCGCGCUCUGUGAGAUUUCUCAUUAUGCACUUAUCCUCCGGCGAGAUUCCCCUCCCACUCCAGCACCCUCAAGCUCGCGGUUAAUAUCUUAACGAAAUGAUUGAGGUCCGCGCAACUUUGCCGCCCAUUGAAUUGAGCGGAAAGGGAACGGUGAUUGGAAGGAUUGAGAAAGGGAGAAGUAGUGGGCAUCGUUCACGAUUGGACUGCUGUAUAAUCUGAUCUUGAGCCACCCAAGGCAUUCCUAGGCUCAGUGCUUCAAAAUUGCUCAUGUCCCAGAAGCGUGGGCAACAUUGGACCCAAGUGUGUCCGAAAUGUCUGAUCCUGACGAAACGGUUCAGAAGAAAUUCCAUUCAGAGCCGGAAGUUUUCGGAACUUUCAUCAGACUAUUGCACCGUACUAAACGAAUGACUUUUGAUACGCAGAAGCUGUACGAGGAGAUUAUCUUACGCGAUCUUGAUUAUGCACUCGAGAAGCGGGUUGAGCAAGAUUUAUGGGUUGUUUGCUUUCGGCAGCAAAUUACGCAUCUGCAAACCCUAUGUCUGGACAAGAAGAACCCGAGGAUCCAGCAACGCACGGCAAUUUUGAAAUGGUAUCUGAGUUCCACCCUCGGAUUCUACGCGCAACUUCUACGCAAACUUUGCGCUGUACAUCAACUCGACUUGAAUCGGCUGAAGGAAUCGAUUCCUCGGAGUGUCUCAUUUUGUGUGCAAUCGUGCCUCGUUCACCUCGGGGAUGUGUGUCGCUACCAGAGCAAGAACGAGCUCGCCGAGCAUUAUUACCAACACGCUGCCGAUAUCUCACCGUCAUCUGGCCAGCCCUUCAACCAACUUGGCUUAUUAUACGCUGCCAAAAGCGACCUUUUGUCCGCCUGUUGUCUCCACGCAAGGAGUCUUUCUGUUCGGUUCCCUUUCCCCGCUGCAGCACAGAACCUUUCGAAAUUGCUUGAGAAGUUUGUUGAAACACCAGAGAACAAGCGAAAUCAUUUGUCCGGCAAUGAAUACAUUGACAAGUUCUUGCGUUUUCAUGCGAUGAUCAGUUCAGUGGAUGAAGAACAACUUGCUUUGCUCGCGGCAACGUUAGCUUCACAAUUGCCUCCCCUCGUGGCCACGGAGAGUUUGUCUGCCGAGAAGCUUUUGCAAAUGAUCACGUUGAACCUUUACGCGUUGCAGAAGUUUAGGGAAGAUGAGUACCAAGCUGUUAUUCAUGGGCAUCUAGCGAUCAUUUUCAUAGCAGCUAUCCUACCGACUUAUACUCUGAAAUCGGAUCGGGAUCCUCGAGAGUAUUUCACUCUGCCUAUCGUUUAUAUCUUGCUGGUGUGGAUGCAUCACAAAACCGAUCGCUUGGACAUUUUUAAGACGCGGCCGCACGUGUGGCCGUCAUUGUGCCAUCUUCUGAAUCGAUUGAAGGAAAAGUGCGGUUUUCGGGAGCCCAAUUUCAGUGUAACGUUGCCCGAGGAAUCGGAUUUACGAGGCUUUCUUCCAUCAGAAGCCGCGUUUGCUCAUUUUCGUGGUUCAAAGCCGAGCAAUGCAUCUUGCGGAUCUCCAGCAUCCAAUGAGGAAAGAGCUGUGAGAAUUUUAGUCCUCGGUGGGAAACUGGCGGAAUUGGAUGCUCAGUUCAUUAAAAAGAACUCUGUCGGGCAUUUCGACGCAUGUAGAGGGGAUGGACCGAAUUUGCUACAAAUAUCUCGGGAACCCUCUCCGACGACGAGCAUUGAAAAUCUUUCCACAUUGAUUGCGUUGCCUGAAGUGAAAACACCUGGGAUUCUGCGCUUGGAUACGUCGAAUAACGAAGGGAAGGAGAAUGAAAGUGUUCCGAAAGCGAAGAAGAUGCAUUCUGCCAAUGCAAAUGUUCCGGGAUUUGCGGGAAAACGGGGUGGUUUUCAUAAUGUUGAACUGCAUACCAUCAUGAAGAAGUCCGGGUUGUUGGAUGCAUCCAAGCCUAUGGAAAAUAACGGGAAGCAGGUGAAGUUUCGGUCACCAUCUCCGGAAGUUUCGAACGAUCACAGAGCAGUGAAUGGUCAUGGUCAAGCGAAUGGACUGAAGAAUGGACCUGAGAUGAAUUCCAAAGGGAAGACCGUUCCUCCUCGUUUAUUAUCGCUGCAGGUCAGCAGUCCAAUAGCCCAGAAUGGAGGUACCAGUUGGAAUGAACCUGCCAUCGGCCUAUGGUCAAAUGUUGAUAAGCAUCGUAUGCCAAGUCAAGCACCUACGAGCAAUUUGGGAAAUUAUCCUCGUCCAGGAUUCGGGCAACAAAUCGCAGCCUCGUUAACAGGACCCCGAAGCAAGGUUCCAACACAGCCGCCGAAUUUCGCCACCAACUCCGCAACCGGUCUCGUUCCUCCGCCGAAGAAUUUCAACAACCCUCCUCCAUCUAUGCAACCCUAUCAAGGAAUUGCGUUCCCGCCGCCAAACACCCACUUCAAUAAUCCCUCGCUUCAGAACGGUCCACUAGCGGCAUUAUUCGCUCAGCGGAACCAAGAUCAACGUCCGAAGCAACCGGAAGCCAUCGGGUCAGGAAGAGUGAAGAAACCAUCUAGCGAGAAUUACGUGCAGAAGGAUUUCCAGGGGUUCCCGCAACGACCCGGGCAGCGGUUCCCGUUUGGACCCGAGAACGGCGUUAGUAAUGGCGAAGAAAAGGCUUUCGAGAGUCUGUUUCAGCGUCCGCCGCCACCGUUGCAUUUCAACAUGCAAGUUCAGGAUGCGGGAGAUUUUUUGAGGUUUCCGCCGCCGCCGAUGGUCGGGGCGGAUGGGAAAGAGUCGGGCUUGAAUGCGAAGCCACAGCCGUUGUUUCCACCUAACGAAAUCACGAGGGACAAACCUUUCCCACCGAGCGGAUUAAACACGUUGUUUGGGAACUUGCAAAUGCCAUCUUACGCCGACAACGGAUAUUCUCUGUUUGGGUUCCCACCGGGAAGCGGAAAGAACAGAGUUCCGCAAGUUCCGGUCGGAAGCAGUGCCGUUGGCAGUAAUUUGAAACGCGGCGGGGAUGAAAUGCAGCCAGCUUGGAAUUCUUUGAACGGCAUUGGAAACGGCCUGUUCCCUGUUCCUCCUCCUCCACCUACAUCAAUCUGGGGUGGAAUUUCGCCGCUGGAGAAACUUCUGGAGUCGUCCCGAAACAGCGGAGGAGGAAAUAAGUUUAUGGGCUUCGGACAAAACCACCAAGACAACGGGCAGCCGCCCUGAAGAAAUCCGACUUUGGACCCCGUCAUUGAGACGGACGCGGUUGUUUCCAAUCUUGAAGAACGAGAAAGAAAAAGGAGAGUGGGAGAGCAACGUUGCGCAAAUGGGGCUUGAUUUAAAAAGGAAAAGAGAAUUAGCCGUGAAGCCGUUUGAAAAAUUUAGACAGUUUUGCGGCGGAAUUGAGCUGCCGAGAAAGAAAAUUUUCUUCUUAUUGCAUGUAGGGACUUGGCUGGUGUCGGAAAACGAAUAGCUCUCGAUAACUUCCUUUUUUUUCCUUGGGAGAAAUCUCUUUGAGAUAUGUUCGAUUUCUCCGGAUUCUUUUUUUUUUCGGUGGCUAAGGACCCUGACGUACUUUCCGCAGCAGUCAGUUCGUGAGUUCGGGCCAGUUGGUUUGACGGAUUUUGCACCAAGUUUUUGACCAUCUGGGGACUUCGUGUGAACUGCUGGAGUUGCCUGAUUUCCCAGUUUUCGAUUCCGUUUCCCGAAGCGAAAGAAAUGAGGCAUUCUCUGCGAA